Molecule: messenger RNA, 1666 nt
Organism: Asparagus officinalis (garden asparagus)
Lineage: Eukaryota; Viridiplantae; Streptophyta; Magnoliopsida; Asparagales; Asparagaceae
Product: GDP-mannose transporter GONST3-like
Exons: 2
Coding region: 308-1441 (377 amino acids)
Cellular component (GO): Golgi apparatus
Molecular function (GO): GDP-fucose transmembrane transporter activity; antiporter activity
Source: RefSeq, a predicted model, not a curated record
CCCGCUGCAGAAGUCCAGCCCUACGCCCUCCGUCAACGCACUCCGUCUCCGUAUCCUUCUCCGGUUGCUCUGCCUCCGUCACCGCUGUGAUCCAAGCAAUAUUUCCUCAAAAGAGGAUCCAUACUCCGUCUCCGCCGCCGCUCCAGAGUCCAGCCUUACCGCCCUCCGUCAACAAGCUCAGAUUCAGCCGCCGCCGCUCCAGAGUCUCACUUCAUAGAUUAGCUUAAUUAGUGUGCACGAGAUUGAAAUUUCUUCUAAUGGCGGAUUGAUUUCAUUUACAAUCGAGAAUUGAGGGUUUAAUCAUCAGAUGGCAGCUGAUUCAAAUACUCCAAACAAUGAUGCCAGCGGGAUAACCAGCAAAGAUGCAUUAACAACAACCCAUAACAGCAUGUUUUUGCACGACACACUUCAAAACUGGGUACAGCAAGCAUCAGUUUAUGGAGUAGCUGCUGGGUAUUGCAUCUCAGCAUCACUUCUGUCCAUAAUAAACAAAUGGGCAAUAAUGAAUUUCCCUUACCCAGGUGCCUUGACUGCCUUACAAUACUUCACCAGUGCAUUCAGCGUGCUGCUAUGUGGCUGGUUAAAGCUCGUAGAGCAUGACCGACUUGAGCUCCUGACUCUGUGGAGAUUCUUGCCUGCUGCUGUCAUAUUCUACCUCUCUCUCUUCACGAACAGUGAACUCCUCCUCCAUGCUAAUGUUGACACCUUCAUUGUGUUUCGCUCAGCAGUCCCAAUAUUUGUUGCUGUCGGUGAAACUCUCUACUUAAAUCAGCCAUGGCCGAAAAUAUUCACUUGGGCUUCUCUUGCUACCAUCUUUGCAGGCAGCAUAAUCUACGUUCUCACAGAUUAUCAGUUCACAUUGACAGCCUACAGUUGGGCUCUCGCUUAUCUUAUAAGCAUGUCGAUAGACUUUGUGUACAUAAAGCAUGUGGUGAUGACCAUAGGGCUCAACACAUGGGGCCUGGUUCUCUACAACAAUCUCGAGGCUCUCAUGCUGUUUCCACUUGAGCUGCUCAUAACGGGGGAGCUAAAGAAAAUAAAGCAUGAGAUCUCAGACGAAUCAGAUUGGUACUCCUUUAGUGUGGUGUUGCCUGUGGGGUUAUCGUGCUUGUUUGGGCUGGCAAUCUCCUUCUUUGGAUUCUCGUGCAGGCGAGCUAUCUCAGCAACUGGGUUCACUGUGCUUGGAAUAGUGAACAAGCUAUUGACUGUUGUCAUAAAUUUGGUGAUAUGGGACAAACAUUCGACAGUUGUGGGGACUAUUGGGUUGUUGAUAUGCAUGACUGGUGGUGUUCUUUAUCAGCAGUCAACCACCAAGCCUAACAGCGUUCAGUCUGAAGUAAAGGCAGAAGCGGGUGAUGAAGAAGAGCAGACGCAGUUGUUGGAGAUGGAGCCCAGCACAGAAGCCAAACUAUCUGGAGAACCUGCAGUUGAGUCAAAAUGAAAAGACAUUUGGGCAAUAUUUCUCUAUUUCAUUGCUUCGGCUUUGCAAUCCUUGAUAGUUAAUGGAGAUCCAAGAAAGCUGUCAGUACGCAGCUUUCUUUCUUGCCUUUUGGAUCAUUUGGCCUAUUGGAUUAUGAUUUUACUGUAAUUGACAGAUUUAUUCAGUGUAAACCUCAAUUCUAUUAUUCAUUGCUUGAUUGUAAUAAGAUAAGGAUAUGUUGAUGUU